AUGGCAAGAGGUGAAGGACAUCCCACUGGAGGCCAAAGGAGCUUUGUGAAGCCAGCGGGACACAAUACAUGGAGAGAUGACCAACCAAUCACUGUUGAUGAGGGUGGUGGAACCUCAAACCAGCUCGUUAUUGUGAUCGAGUCUGCAGAUGCAGAGGCUGCAGGUCCUGGGGUCAAGCAGGAGAGGUCUGAAGGUGAGGAGGACCCAUGGCACAGCAGAGACAUCCAGACUGGAGUAGCUGGAGCACCCCCUGUAGCCACGGAGGACCCCACCACCGUCCCAGCGCAGCCCAGGAUCAGAUGCAGCAUCACGGAGGAUGAGGGUCCAGAGGUGCUGCUGGUGAAGGAGGAGGGAUGUGAGGAGGGUCUGGAAAACCCUGAGGGGACCAUUGUCAUGGAAGACAACCAGACUACACCUCCUCCUGAACCCCCAGCUGAGCAGCAUAGGACAACACACAGUCUCACAGAGUCAGUAGACAUGGAGGAUGGGAAGCCUGAUCUGCUGCUGGUCAAAGAGGAGACGAUAGAGGACGGACCAGAGAGCAUUGACCUGCUGAGUGGACUAAAGAUGGUGGAGCAAGGUGAUUGGCUGGAUAAUAACAGAGGAGACUGGGCGGCCAUCUUGGACUUCCAGACCCCGACCGGUGCAGCUAAGGUUCCAGGGGACAACAUCACUGAGCAGGCCAGGACCAGUGACGACAUAGUGGAGGUCAGUGGAUGGGACAGUGUCCUCAACUCUGGGCUGGGGAACAACACUGUUAACCACAACCAGAAACAGUCUGUCGAACACAAAACAACGACCAAACUUAGUAUCCAUGACAACAGAUUGUCUGAGGCAAGGGUGAGGUGUCGAUUUGGUCUGCGGGGACGGGGAGGUGUCGGUAUGUGGCGGGAGAAAACAGACACAGACUCUGCUAGCGAUGCUCCGUCCUGCUACUAUAGUUGUGAUUCACAGAGACUGAUGGCGCCUCAGGUUAACCCCCUAACAGGUGCUGCCUUCAGCCUGCCUUCUAUAGGAUCUAGCAACUGGAACAUGGACCCUGCGACAACACAGACACUUCUUGGCCUUCGUUCUCCUCACACUCUCCUAAUGUUAAACCAGACCUCAGACAAUGUCAGUACCUCAACAUUAAAUAGCUACACAAGCCCAUUGACAAAUAACAGUAGUAGAGACAGAAUCCGUAAAGGUGGCAGCGCCACAGAGAGGCAGUUCCCGUGUUCGUUCUGUGGGAAAGCCUUCAGCUUCCCCCAACAGGUGAAGAUUCACCAGAGGAUUCACACGGGGGAGAAACCAUUUGGUUGCCACCUGUGCCAGGGCAGUUUCUCCCAAUCGUCCAGCCUGAAGAGGCACCAGAGGGUCCACACAGGGAAGGAACCCUACAGCUGCCCCCAGUUUGAGAAGAGGUUCUCCCACCAGCACCAGUUGAAGAUGCACCCGAAUGGUCCACACGGGAGACAUGAACUAGUUACUUUGUAGUCAAUUAGUUUGGUUUUAGAGGUAUAGGGAACUGGAUGAGGUGAACUGAGGAAAGAAUGAGUAUGAUGAGGUAGAGUAGAUGAUAUGGUGAUGAUUUCUAUAAAAAUUCUUCACUAAUGAAAGUUACAACCUUAUCCUGUUGGUUGAUGCUGGUGUUUUAUAAUGAGGAAAUUAUAGUGCCUUAAUUCAUGUUUAUUUGGCAUGAAGUGGUGAAGCUGUGAGUGUAAUGUUUAACCUUUACCAUAGUAUUCUA
Messenger RNA from Salvelinus sp. IW2-2015, 1729 nucleotides. RefSeq lists its product as uncharacterized. The record is from RefSeq and is a predicted model, not a curated record. NCBI's taxonomy places the organism in Eukaryota, Metazoa, Chordata, Actinopteri, Salmoniformes, Salmonidae.